AUACCAAUUUGUGUGAAAAAUUAUAGAUUGAAAGAGUAAAGGGGAGGACGAAAUUAUAUGCUGUCACACUGUGUGUAAAUUUCAUAUCUUUGUAUGGAAAAUAAACCAAAGGAGACAAGACGUCCGUCCAUGCGAGAGAAUUUGAGUACACCAGCUGUGUAUGCGUGUAUGUGUGAGAGAGAGAGAGUACCACCACUCUGAGACUGUAGAGAAAAAGAAGAAGAACGCAAAAAAUAACCAAAAUUAAGGUUAACAUAAAAUACAUUGCAGUCCGCUAAAAGAUUUUGGGUGCAAAACUUUGAGGAGGAUAAUUUUAAGAAGAAAAAAUUAAAUUAUACACAAAGAGAAGUGAAGCAAGAAAAAAUAUUGGAAUAAAAUACCCACUAAAACACAAAAACAAAUCAAUUUCACACAAUUAUGGAUUCAGCUGGGAAUAAUCGUUAUGAACUUUUGUUCAUGGACGAAGAUAUUAGUGAUCCAUUAGAUAAUAUUGUUGCCAAGAAGAAAAAGCAGGUUAAGACUGCUGGCGCUGCUACGGCAACGACGGCUGGUGGCCAAACUGGAGCUGCUGCCGCCAAGACAACGAACAAAGGCCAACAGGCCCCCAAUGCCAAGAAGACCAACAACCAGGCCGAAAAGGAAAACAAGCCAUUGAACAGAAACGACAAUAAGAAGCCAGGUGGCGGUGCUGCUCCAGGUGGUGGUGCUGUCGCUAAACAAGGUGGGGCUGCCGCUGCUGGUGGCGCGAAUCGCAAACGCAAUAAUGGUGAGGCUGGUGGCCCAGCACGUGAAGGUGGUCAAGGGCAACAACAACGCAAUGUCAACUUUAGACAACAAAAUGGUGAAACACGUGAACAACGCAAUAAUCGUCGUAAUGCUCGCCAAGGCGGUGACAAUGCCGUCGAAGGUGGCCAACAAUUCAAUAACCGUGGAGAUCGUCCACCACGCGAUCGUGCCCCACGCAACCGUAACUUUGAAGGUGGCAAUCGUAAACGUGAAUUUGAUCGUCAAUCUGGCUCGGACAGAACUGCUGUUGAUAAACGUGAUGGCGCUGGCGCUCACAACUGGGGAUCGGUAAAGGACACUAUCGAUGAUGUCAACAAGAGCACCAAUUCCGAGGAGAAUGGCAAUGUUAGCGGUGCUGAGAAGGGCGAUGAAUCUGGCAAUGAACAGGCUGCUGAGCAGACACCCGUUGAGGAGGAGGUUAAGGAAUUGACAUUGGACGAAUGGAAGGCCCAACAGCAACAGCGUGCUAAACCUCAAUUCAAUAUUCGCAAGGCUGGUGAAGGUGAAGACACCACCAAAUGGAAGAAAAUGGUCGUUUUGAACAAUACCAAGGUUGCUGGCAAGAAGGGUGGCAACGAAAGCGAAGAAGAACUUGAAUAUGACCCUGCCAUGUAUCCCCAGCGCGUUGGCAGGCAACAACGCGUCUUGGAUAUCCAAUUCAAUUUCAAUGAUGGCCGUCGUUUGGGUGGUUUUGGUGGACGUGGACGCGGUGGUCGUGGUGGUCCACGCAACAACAAUGCCGGCGCUGGUGCUGGUGCUGCUGGUGGUGAGGCCGCCCCCGCUGCUCCCGGUGGUGGCCGACCUCGCUUCGAGGGCGGCAAUCGCACUGGUGGCAAUGCCGGUGGUCGUGGUGGUGCUGGCGGUAAACGUCAAUUUGGUGGUGACAAACAAAACGCCGCUCCCAAAGUAAAUGAUGAGCGUCAAUUCCCCACAUUGUCCUAAAUUUUCCAAUUCCCGCCUCGUUUUCCCCCCAAAAUUUAAAAAAAAAAACAACAACAACAACACUCAAAUAAACAACAAAGAGGAUAAACAAGCUUCUCCCUCAUAAUUCAUACAAAAAAAUGGAAGCUCCCUCUUCACUCCACCACACCAAAACAACAACAGCAAAACCUGGCGUGGGUGUAGGGUGGCCAUUAUGAAACAAUAACUUAAAGAAGAAAUCAGUUUUAAGCCUAAGCCGUAGCACCACUACCCUCCCCGCUCUACACCACACACCAAGAAGAAGAAACUACUCCAACAACAACAACAAUAAUAAUAACAAUUUUUAAAAAACUAAGAUGAUGAAGAAGUUUAAAAUAAUGAAGAAGAAAAAGAAAAUACACAUGCCGUCGCAGGGAAGAAGUAACAUUAAAAAAACAAGCAAAAUAUCUAAGAAUAAGAGAUGAUAAAGAAGAGGAAGAAGAAGAAGAUGCAUAAUAAGAUGAAGUUUUAGUGUUAGAGAGAAGUAACGUUUUUUUUAAAUAUUAUUUUCAAGCCAAAAUAAACAAGUCAUUUAAAAUUAGUGUAAACCACACAUACACACACUCCAACAACAACAACAAGCAGGCAGACAGACAAACAAAAUGGACAGAUUUUUACCCAGCGUUCCGUUCCGUUCUCCCACACACACACACUCACUUGGACCUUGACUCCAUCCCCAAAAAGAUCCAAGCAGCAUCUCAGCUCUACCCAAUUGAAAACUCCUUUCAAUCAUCAACAUCAUCAUCACCACCAUACCCCACUUAAAAAGCCAAGCAAUACUACUACCAUCAUGAAGAUGGAUGAGUUAAUAAGAAUACCCCGCCUCCUGCUCCUCCCCCCGCCCCCAAGAAGUUUUACUUAUAUUGCCUAAUAUAUAAAUAUUCUUGUUUUAUUUUUUAUUAUUAUUUUUAAGAAUUUUGUUUAAUUGUUUUUUAUUACAAAACAAACAACAAAAGUGAAUUUCUUUUUGGAAAACAGUAUUGGGUUAUAUAAAAUAUAUAUUAAAAAAAAAACAUAGACAAGCAAAGAAAGGGGUAUUUUGAAAAACUGGACCACAUUGGAUCCUCCUCACGUACAAAACGAAAAUAUAACCACAAUGGAAUUCAAAAUUAUAACAAAAGUGAUUAUUUUUCAAAGCGAAAUUUUGAAAAAACAAAGAAAAGAAAUCAUGAUUUUUAUUUUCAUUGUUUUGGUUUUAUUUAGUUUUUUUUUUUUUUUUUUUUUUGGGGAUAGGAGUUGAGAGUUGACAAGGAUUAACAAUUUUCCAAGACACAAGAAAAAAAAAAAACACAGUUGAAAACAAAAACAAAUUAAGAUUUCAAAAGCAAACAAACAGAAGAGUAGUGGGUAUUAACAUUUAAAUAAUUAAAAUAAAAUUCUAUUUUCAAAACAAAACAAAAAAAAAAAAUAAAGACUGUUUUAAAGAUCAAGCAUCAAAAUUUGAUCUUUAUAAAAAACAAAAUCUUUGUUUUUCUUCUUCCCAAAAAGCAAAACAAAAGUAAAUAGUUUUAACACAUCCUGAUGAUGAAUGGUAAAGGAGUUUAAAAGUAACAACAACAAUGAUUUCAGAAAAAUGUUCUCAAUUUAAUUAAUUUUUGUUUUUUGCCUAGUUAAGCCUUGAAACAAGUUAUACCAUUUUAUAAAUGGUAAGCUAUAUUUUAACUUAUAUAGCCAAAAAAAGAAAAAGAGGAAUAUACUUUUUUUAAAUUGUUAGAAAUUUAACCCAAUUAGUAGUAUCUUUUUACCAAGGACCGACCCACAGUAGAACAAAAAGAAAACACACCGACAGCAGACCCCCUCGCCCCCCCUUCCCAUUUGAAAUUCUUUUUCAAUACAACUUCAUGCAUAUUUUAUAUAGAGUUGUUUAUAAUGUUAUAAAUAUUCAAAACAUGAGUUAUUUUUUUUUUGUUUUUUUCUUAGUCUUUCACAAAAAUUUGCCAAAUUAUAAUUUUUAAAAAUUUCCUUUUGUUAAAAAAAUAUAUGAAAACAAUAUUUAGUCCCUUAUAUAUACUUUUUUUCGAAAUUACAAAAUUUAUUGUUUAUUUAACCUAUUCUGUGAAUUCAUCAUUGCCCUUUUGAAUUGUAAAAAACGUUUUAAGGGUUUUUGAUCUAAUAUUAUAAGCGAACUUAUAAAAUAAACAUUUUUAUAUAAAUA
Messenger RNA from Musca domestica (house fly), 3901 nucleotides. It is a transcript of the gene vig, whose product is annotated as SERPINE1 mRNA-binding protein 1. Gene Ontology annotation, cellular component: nucleus; cytoplasm. NCBI's taxonomy places the organism in Eukaryota, Metazoa, Arthropoda, Insecta, Diptera, Muscidae. The record is from RefSeq and is a predicted model, not a curated record. The coding region runs from base 418 to 1728 and encodes 436 amino acids. The transcript has 3 exons. Gene Ontology annotation, molecular function: RNA binding.